Tribolium castaneum (red flour beetle) is the source of this 2190-nucleotide messenger RNA. RefSeq names its product DNA fragmentation factor-related protein 2 (gene Drep2). Gene Ontology annotation, biological process: apoptotic process; regulation of apoptotic process. The coding region runs from base 398 to 1699 and encodes 433 amino acids. Lineage: Eukaryota; Metazoa; Arthropoda; Insecta; Coleoptera; Tenebrionidae. The transcript has 3 exons. The record is from RefSeq and is a predicted model, not a curated record.
AGAAAAAAUGUUGGUGGCGGGUAGUAGUCAAAGUGUCGUUGUGAUAAAAGUUUUGUGAAAGUGUGAAAGACGAAGAGGUUUCUUGUGGGCGCAGGUGCUAUCCGCCUACCACUCCAUCAGUGGGCAAGAAUGCGCGUGGGGAUGCGCGACGCCAGGCGCCGCGCCGCACCUUCAACGUAAUCGAUCGGACGCUAGGGGGCGCGUUUGUCGGGGCAGUUUGCAGGGUUGCUGCUUGUAGGGGUCACAGAUAGUCCGAUUGAAUUUUGGUCGAGAAUGGACAAAAAGAGACGGAUCGGGCUGAGAAUAUGCGGUGCCGUGGUUUAGUGACAGUGCCGGUGCCAUAGAGGAGUGCGCGGGCCAGCGGCGGGACGACGGCCGCACCAUAAGAGAUGCCGUGAUGGCAAGAGAGGAAUCCCGCGGAAAGAGACCCUUCAAGCUAUGGGACGGGCGUCGUAGUGUGCGCAAGGGGCUGGUGGUGGGGAGCCUCGACGAGCUAGUGCAGCGCGGAAGAGACAAGCUCGGCGUCUCCAUCGGAGAGCCGGUGCGAUUGGUGUUGGAGAGCGACGGUACCCAGGUCGAAGACGCCGAGUACUUUCGGACGCUACCUGCCAACACCAUCCUUCUGCUGCUGAGGCCGGGCGAGCGAUGGCUGCCCGCCGGCGUGGACGUCAUCCGAGCAGUAGCCAUCUCAGCGAUCCCGAAGAUCGUGUGCGAAACGAUCCACGCUUUGGAGCUGCACGAUGAAACGCCCUCGUGGAAGAUCAUGGACAACAAGGGCCGCGUCACCGUCGUGCUUCACUGGGACCAGCGUUCGGCCCCGACGAGGACCUCCUCGGAGACGCCGUCGCCCGCCCCCGGCAAGUUCUCGCCGAGCAAGCGGCCCUCGCUCGUCAUCCAGACUUCCGUGGGGGGCAAGAAGGAGACUCUCAUCAAUGAUGUGUACGUGCCUCCAGGCCAGCCCCAACCUCGCUACUCCAGCCCUCAGAUCACUGUGAUAAACCACGACGACGUUAAACCCGUUCAUCGGCUGUCCAAGCAGGGCAGCUCCUUGGAGAGCGCCACCAUUCACAUCCAUACGCCCGAGUGCGCCCACCACGCUCACAUGCCCCGCGCCGGUAGCCCCCAGAGCAACGGCGCGAUCGAGUGCGACUUCCACUGCUGUGCCCUCCACGAGGAGGGCCGGAAGAUAGCCGUGCACAAGAGCGUGGCCACGUCGCCGAUUCAAGAUGCUCAACAGCAGACCUCACCGCAACCGCCAUCAUCUAGACACGUGCGUUUUUUAGACAUUGAAGGUGGCGGCCGACACGGCGGCGGGCAGUCCGAACACGAGAGCUCCGAAAGCGAAACGGAGAACACCGUGAUGGAGGACGAGGCCGUCACCUCUGAAAAAUUCCUGCUGUUGAUCGACCAAUUGAGCGUCGAUCAGAAACGACAUCUGAGCAUCAAAGAUAUCGGGAUCAUACUCGAAAGGCUCAGCUCGAAAAUUUUGGACGUUGAAAGGUUAGAUCGCGAGAGCGAAAGCGACGAUUGCUACAACUGGACCAUCAAAGCGACGAUUCGCGGCGAUGUUCUGCGCGAAUUGGGCGUCAUCUACAACGGCAACUAUUACGCCAUUUCGGAACAUCCAGGUUACAAGGAGGAGAACGAGGGGGUCAUUGAGGAGGCAGAAGAAGAAGAAGAGGAAGAAGACAGGCUGUGAACUGACAGCUAACGACUGCCAAUGUCAUAAUGCACAAAAGCAGACUCUAGUAAUAAGCACAGGUGCAAAAUAUCACAUAUCGGAUGUGAACUUUGUAAACCGUACUCCGUACUGACUUGCCAUGGUGAUCGAUCCUUCUUAAAACACGCGUUGCGAGUUGUGCGGGGCGACGACUGCCACACCGUCUCGUAGUCUAAUAAACAAAAAAUAUUGAUACCUAUUGGAAAUUAAAUGAGAAAAAGAUAAAACCACAAAAAAAUCAUUAAGGAAAACAUAGGAAAACAAAAUUAACGACACGACUUGACUAGUUGUAUAGGGUUGACAAUCGAUUCUCGAUCGGUGCGAUUCGAUUCGUUCGUUUAAACGAGUUUUUAAGUCACCGACGAUGAUUACACACGAAUACUGAUGCAAAAGAACAUGAAAAAUUGUGUUUGUAUAGGUAUCCUUGUUAAUCAUGUAAAUCAUUUAUAAAUAAUAAAACUAUUCGCUUA